This is a messenger RNA of Limulus polyphemus (Atlantic horseshoe crab), 5921 nucleotides long. RefSeq names its product spermatogenesis-associated serine-rich protein 2-like. The record is from RefSeq and is a predicted model, not a curated record. The transcript has 11 exons. Gene Ontology annotation, cellular component: cytoplasm. The coding region runs from base 191 to 1357 and encodes 388 amino acids. Lineage: Eukaryota; Metazoa; Arthropoda; Merostomata; Xiphosura; Limulidae.
AUUUUGGGAGAAUCCCAUCAACAAUGUCCUCCUUCAGAGCAUUUGGUCACCACAGCAUCUGGUACUCCACUCCCAACAAGACUUCACAAAAAUGAAAUAACUUCUGAAAAAUUGGGCAGCCAGCAUAGGAGUGGAAAUUAAUGUCCCCACAAAUCUUACUGCUCCCUGUAAUGAAACUGAACCUGAAAAUAUGCACACAGACAGAGACCAGAUUAAACUACCAGAAAAAAUACCAGUGUUAUCAACAAAGACUGCUUCUCUCGACUUUAAAGCAUCUAGGAAUAGACAAAGAUCAACAAAUUCUUUCAGUAGUGUUCACUCAACAUCAGAAGACACUGCUGUACAGCCGAACACUAGCAGUUCUAGUUCUUCACAUGGCAGAAGAGGGCUUGAAAAAUCAAUGAAGGAUCUUUCUAGACAGACUGUAGCACUUCAGAGAAUCCAGAAUUUGUUAGAGGAGGAAAUAACAAAAUCUUACAAAAGAAUUAAAAAUGCUUUCCAAGAAGUCCAAAAGCAGUUAGCAGAAAGACAAGCAGAGCUAACACUUGAGAUGGAGAAAGUCAAGAAGGAUGCCAAAGAACUUUUGACACACAGGCAGGAGAUGGCUGCUCUUUUGAAAAGUAGAGCUGACCGUGUGGAAACGAUGUCGGAAGUGGAAUGGAAUGAACUAAGGGCUGACAUCAAGCACUUUGUAGUGGAGAGAAAGUUUGAUGAGGAUUUGGGAAAGACCUUGAGAUUUGUUUGGGACAGAGACAGAAUUGUGGAGGCAAUCAGAAACUUUGGAGAAAUCCAUCCAGUUAAGAAUAUGUAUGGACACAGAAGACAUUCAGUUUCUUCAGCAGUUAACCCAAACCACCAGGAAGAUGAUCCUAAGUCUUCUGGGCUGCCUUCCACGGAUGAUGAUUCAACUGGGGCAGCAGUGUGUGUUCCAGAUUCCACAGUCAAUUUGACUACAGUUCAGUCAGAGAUUGAGGAGAGACCUGAAGUAUUUUCUAAUACAGGAAGGCGUGAUAAUACAGGGUGGUGUGGUAAUCGUAGUGAUAAUUAUCAGUUCUACAGGGGUGGAAGAGGAAAUUUCUUAAACAGGGGUCGUGGUCAACAGAAUCGACAGAACAACCGAGGCUCUGGAGGACCUCAACAAGGCAAUUAUAGCAGUCAAGGAGGGCCUCUAAGGACUGAAGGAAGACCUUACACUUCUCAACCCCCUCGUAACAGGGAUAGAUUUUACAAACCUUACAGGCAUUUCUCAGAUAAGCAGAGCUCUGGUGAACCUAGAAAUGAAACUGUGGAUAAUGGAAAGCCAAAUCCAUCGUAUGGAUCCGGAUUGAUCAAUGGAACAACGGAACAUCAUCACUAAUUAAAAUAUUCCAUUCCUCUGUAGUACCCCAAUUUUAGUUUAUUUCCUAUUAUUUUUGUCUUUAUUUAGUUUGUUUUAUUUGGUUUAUUCAGUUAAAUUAUAAUAAAAUUUGAAUUAUUUGUUAUGUUAGAAAUGGGUUUGUUUCACAGUAUACUUGGCAGUAGUUUUAAUGGCCACAUAUUGAUAUAAUUAAGUACUUUUUAAAAAUACACUCAUGGCAAACUAGUAAAAAAUAGAAUUAUUCAAUGAAUGUCAUUCCACAAGACAUGAGGAUAAAAACUUGGAUAAAUGGUAAUAAAGAAUUAAACUUUCACAUCUAAAUGAAAACCUUUUUCCAUUUUUAUUUCAAGCAAUGUUUCAAGUAGAUGCCCAUCAUCAGGCAAUAUUACAAUGGAAUUAGUCUUUACUCUCUGAUGAAGGGUGUCUGCCCAAAAUCAAAAUAGAAAAAGUUUUCAUAUGGACAUGUCAAUCUAUUCUUUAUCUUUCAUAGAUUGUUUAGGCUGAGUAUUCGUGAUGAAAUUUAGUUGAAUGGAUAGCAAAUGCCUGUUGUAGAAACUCAAGUGUAGAGGACUACUUUUUCAAAGACAAGAGGCAGAAGACUUUCAAAACGUUGUUUAUUCUUUUAUCUUUUUUCAAAAAAAAAAACAAGGCCUGCAAUUUGCAUUGUUAGUCCAAUAGUUGUAGCUUCUAGUCUGUAUAUUUUUCAGCUUAAACAUUGAAACUAAUACUAUAGGGAGUUCCCUGAGAAAAACCUUGUUUUAUUAGAAUUGGUUUUCAUAACUUUUAAUUAUGAUUCCAAGCUGGUUGGUUCUAUCAUGACUAGCAAACACCAUAAACAAUUAUUUUAGUUAAAAAACAAUAAUUUUGAAACAAAUAUUGUAUGGUAUUUUUAGUUCCAUUGUUGUGAUAUUUUGUACUUUCUUUUAGUGAAAUAAUUUUUGCUGUCCAUGUUUUUAAGUGCAUCAUUUAUAGUUUCUAUAUAUGUGUGAUUACUUUAUAAAAGGUAAUUUGUGUAAAAUUAAACAUAAUAGUCCAAAAAACGUCACUUAUACACUGUUUAUAUAACUUCUGAAACUUGUUUAAUUUGUUAAAGUUGCUGCAUAAUAUAUAUAUAAUUGUUAAAAAUGUCUUGACCUUGUUAACCUAUAUAGUAACUAACCACAGUUGAAAAUCGUAGGUUGAUUUGGCAUGGUAUAUUUUAACAAUAUUUAUUAUUUUACAAUUUUCAUCUUAGACUACAAACUUACUGUGAGAAACAGAUGACUGAAACUCCUUCCUAAACAACCAUGAAUAACAUCACUGCUGUCAAUAGAAUAUGAUUAUCAACUCUAUAUGUUUACUUACUGAUAGCCAUACGUGAAAAACCAAUAAUUUUGAUAAAUAUAUCUUAUAAUUUAAUAAAAACACUACUUUUUCCAUGGCAUAAUUUUUCACAAAAAAUGUAUUCCUGUGCUCUUCAGAUACUUUUUUUUUUAUUCUCUAAGCUUCUAAUAAACUAUUAUGACCAUGUUACAUCAAAUUGAUUAAAGACAGUUAUUGGCAGUAUUCUAUAAAAAACAAUAACACUGAAGAUGAUUAAUAUAUAUGUUUGGCCAUAGAAGAUAAAUUCUAAUCUGAUCCCUUGAGAUUUCUGAAACUAGAGUCACAUUUUAAGUUAUUCACAGAUAUACAAAGUACCAUCUUGUGUAAGAUAAUAGUUUAUUCAUAUUAUUUUUUAAUAAUAUAUAUAAUAAUUUUACUUUUCUUAUGCUCAGUGUCUUUUGGAUUUUUUAAAGUGUCAAAAAAUGAAAGCUCCUUUGUUGUCAUUCUAGAAAGUUACAGCAUGAGGUUUAAAGAUAUUUUAUUAAUUUCUUGCUACAUUAUAAUAAGCUUAUGGUUGCUAACAAAGAAUAGGGUGUAGCAUCAACUGUCCUAUUCUGGACUUAUUUUCGAAAGGGAACAAUUUUCGGGAGCUUUUUUUUUUUCAUUAUGGUUAUUAAUGCUCAAUGAAUAUGACUGUGUUAAAAAAAAAUAACAGUAAAUUUGAGCAAUUGUAUGAGAUAAAACGGGCAGCUUACAAAACAUAAUAUGAUUAUUUAUUCUUUUACUGACUGCAAUUUUUUCAUCAUAAAGAGAAUAUACAUGAGUAAAAACAAAACUUUGUCUCUUGGGAAACUCCUUCGUAUGAACAUAGUUUCAAUAGAACACACAUGUGUUUAAGGGUGUGAGAAACUUGUUUUUGAUAUGGUUUGUAGAUCAUAUAAAUUGUUUGUAAUGUUACACUGAUUAUCAUUAUUAAGAAACUACACUAUUUAUGAAAAUCAACAGCUAUUAUGUAAAGAUAUUCAUUGCAACCUUCUGCUACUGUUUAUUGUUUUCUUUUUGAAUAUUUAGAUAUUAUUUCUAUGGUGCUAAGUUAGGUUAAUAGAUCAUUGGAAAAAUUUUAUUUAAAGAAGAUAUUUAUUAGUUGAGAAAUAUAUUUCAAUUAUCUGUUUUUUAAUGUAACAUUUGUAUGUUAAUUUUUGGGUUUAUAGGCAGCAAAGUAUAAGCCAGAAUUAAAUAAUAUAAAAAUAUUAUGACUUAUGCUUUUACGUAAUGAGAUUAUGCUGUAUAAACUUUUUUUACUAGAAUUAUUGAAAACCUGUUUUCUAUAUGACUUCAGUCAACCAAAAAUUAAUGCUGGUGAUUGGUUAAAUCAUAAUUUGUACUUUUUUUUUUUUUCAAAUGUUGUUAUUUGGUUGUAAAGAAGGGCUUUGCAUAAAAUUGUUGUAAAAAUAUUAAUUUUCUUAAGUUAAAUCUGGAUAGAGAUUGAUAUUAGCUAAAUGUUGAAACUCAGUUUAAAAAUAAUCUAGUAAAGUAAAAAAAAAAAAUUUUUAUUUUUAGACACAGCAUUUUAUAACCAUUCAUUUGGCUUUGAUAUUAAGAAGUUUCCAUGGUGAUUUAUUUUAUUACAUCAUAAACUUAAUAAGUAAACUGCUUUUGAUUUAAAACUAUAUAACUUCCCACAUUAUUUACUGUUAGAUCUUUUAAUUUAUUUUGGGAUAUUAAUAUUUUAUGUAAAGAAAGGGUGAAAAUAUAUGUCUUCAGUUAUUUCUUGGGUAUGGGGUGGCCUCUCUGGUAGAGCUCUGGACUGCUGAGCUGGCAAACUGAUUACAAAUCUUUGUGAUACCACAAAAUACUCCCCACACUUUAAACUAUGGGUGUAUUAUAAGAGUGAAAGUCAAUCCCUUAGCAUGGAUAGUAGAGUGCUGGUGACUGGCUGUUUUUCCUCUGGUCGGUAGUUCAGAGUAAAUAGUCCUAGUAGGUUUAUCAUAAAUACAAAAUUUAUUGUAUUUCCAGUCCUAGCGAAUAAAGUAAAUAAGUCAUGCAAAAUACAUAUAGCUUAAUUUUUGAAAGUUUUUAUCAUAUUAGUUAAUAUAUGUGAAAAAUAGUUUGAAUGGUUUUAAUAUAGUUCUUAAAACAAGUUCUGCAUUUAGUUUCUUUUUUAAUUAUGGCUUACUCAAAUGCUUAUAACAUUAAUUUAUGUAAAUCAGCAUUUUUUAAAAUGAUAUAUCACAGUUAUAUGUUAAUUCUCCUUAUUUUUGUAUUUUGUCUUUAUGUAAUCUUUGCUUUUUCGUGUUGUUGCACAAUAGUAGAAAAUGUUAUGUGCUCACACAAAAUAUAUUGCCAUUUUCACUUUUAUUAAAACGAUAAGUAGUCAUUUUCUGAACUCUUGUUCAUUUUUUAUUUAAUUUUUAUUUUAAAGUAAAAAUGUGCCUUAUUUGAAACUCAUUUUCUAAGCUUUUUAUUUUGAAUGAGAUUUUAUUAAUGGUUUUAUGUUAGCAUUAAAAGAACAAAAUGAUAAAGUAAUUGUACACCUCUAUAUUUAGGUGCCUUUCUUUAUGUAGGGUAUAAAAUUUGGGUAACAUGUAACUUAGAUACUAAGAAAAUGUCAAACUAAACUGCCCAUACAUUACAAUGAUUUGUGUACUCCUUGUCAUGCUGGAUUUUGAUAGGAGUUUGAUGGAUACAUUAUUGUAUAACUCAAAUAUAGAUUUAUUGAAACAUUAUACUCUGUAAUUAUAUAUAGCUAUUGAUGUUAUGUUACAUAUAUAUUGAUUUUGACAAAUAUUUUGUAUGAUACUCUAGUUAAUUUUUUUUAUUAUUCUCAAAUGUCUUGAUUAUUAUUUUUUAACUCUCAGCAAUAAGUUAAUAACAAAACUUAAUGAUGGAGGGUGCAAACUUUGAAGUUGUUGUACUUAUACCAUGUAAACUUGUAAUAUAUUCCUUAUAUAUUUUUGUAUGAUAAUGUAAGAAAAUUAAACAGUAUAAUAAAAAGGAAUUAAUAAACAGUGCUGAAAAAAUUGAGAUUAAAAGAAAACUACACUGUAGUAGUAGUAGUAGUGGAAUUAGAUAGACCUGGUAUAAUUGUUUUUCUUGAUUAUUAAAAAGAGGGACCACGUUGUGGCAUUUGCAUCAUACAAAAUUUGUCAACUGUUUCUUUUGAGGGAACACAAGUGUUUGUUUUUUUUCACAUAUUUUACUGAUAUUUGAUAAAGCAAGAUGGUUAAACUGAGUAUAAAUGUUUGUGUGAAUAAAUUCCUAU